This is a messenger RNA of Nezara viridula (southern green stink bug), 885 nucleotides long. The record is from the annotation of a GenBank genome assembly. NCBI's taxonomy places the organism in Eukaryota, Metazoa, Arthropoda, Insecta, Hemiptera, Pentatomidae.
AUGCUAUCAAUUUAUGAAGAUCAAUAUUUGACGAUGCUAUCAUUGGCCUCCGGUUCCAUUCUGCACGCGGCCUCCAUGCUGAGCACCAGACGACUCGGUUUCACUAGACUCUUUAGAAUCAUCUUUUCGCUUUCCGUCGUCCAUGGAUCCAGUGCCAUGGAUUACACCUUCAGGUUCUCCCGAUGCAUUUACUGCUACUGCCUGAUUCUGGGCAUCUACUCUCUCCUCCAAGACAGCUUUUGGGCCAUCAAUAAUAUACAGGAGGGGACGUUGUCACCUGGGUUUAUCGUUGACAUGUUGAGCUACGUACUAGCUUAUGUGAUGUGGAUGGUAAUGGUUAUUGAACUGAUCCGGCAGAAGAAAGGUUUCGAACAAGUAAUUAGAGAGUUAGAAAAAGUUGACACUUUUUUACAAAAUCCAAAAUAUAACGCUACAUACUACCUCAUCGCUUUCAGUUUUGCAGUUCUCACGAAUUUGAUCGAAAAAGUGAUCGUCGGAAUUGAAUAUAAUAGUUUUCUCAUUGGCCUUGGAUACUAUUUGUACAUGUCACCGAUUGUGGUGUUCUCCAGCCAAUAUUUCUUCUUCAUGGCCGUCGCCAGUGACCAGUUCUCAUAUUUAACUGCCCAGUUACGUUCGACAUACAGACCGUGGUACUUAAAUGAUUUGAUUACAAUCCAUAAAAGCCUUUGCGAUACUUCGAAAAAAAUCAACUCCAUCUAUGGUCUUCAUCUGCUCAUCAUAACAUCUGUCCCUUUCAUUAUCAACACGUUGAAGAUCUACAGUGCAAUUAUGUGCGUCAUAAGGCCGGACGACUAUGAUGAUAAAAUCGCCUUUCGUUCUCUCUUCCCACCUCCUAUUCUCGAACAGGGCAUCACUUCCAACUAA